GAUAUCCAUCCCACGUGCGACUUGGUCAAGUCAUCGUUCAGGUUACUCCCCGAACCUUUCUUUUCAUCGCCGUCCUAUCUCAACCUCGAGAAUCUUAAAUCGCGGCUUGCGCGUAUCCGGAGCGUUGCGCACGGGCUUCCUCAGGCAAACUUUGACCUUUUGAAGAGGAUCGCCGAACAUCUCGAUAGGUGA
This is a messenger RNA of Suillus subalutaceus, 192 nucleotides long. RefSeq lists its product as uncharacterized. Gene Ontology annotation, biological process: signal transduction. The transcript has 2 exons. Lineage: Eukaryota; Fungi; Basidiomycota; Agaricomycetes; Boletales; Suillaceae. The annotation marks the transcript as partial. The record is from RefSeq and is a predicted model, not a curated record.